AUGACAAAUAAUGACGAUGAUAAUGACGACGAUGACAACGAUGAUAAUGAUGAUGAUGAUGAUGAUGGUGAUGAUAAUAGUGAUGGUGACGACAAUGAUGGAAUGAUGAUGAUGAUGAUGAUGAUUGAAUUGUAUUGGAUACCUUACAAUACUAAUCUAACGAAUUGUUUAUAA
Brugia malayi is the source of this 174-nucleotide messenger RNA. RefSeq lists its product as uncharacterized. Bases 1 to 174 code for a protein of 57 amino acids. Lineage: Eukaryota; Metazoa; Nematoda; Chromadorea; Rhabditida; Onchocercidae. The record is from RefSeq and is a predicted model, not a curated record. The transcript is spliced from 2 exons.